ACGUCACAUUCAGACUGUCGCACGCACGCUACUAACCAACCACACAAUCGAAAUUAAAAACAACAUUUCGUCGUGUGCACACACUGUGUGAGCGCUCACCUUGCCGGCGAGGCACCAUUCGUGACUACGUGCUCCGCGUGUGUGUGUGUCGUGGUGUUUGAAACGCAAAAACGUGCGGCGUCGAAACCGAAACGAUUCCACCAGAGUGUGUCUCUCUGCCCAGGCGAAAACCCAACUGUGUACCUACUGUAGUUCUAGUCGUGGAUCGCGUUUCACCGCGCCAGCACCACGGGGACAUUAAUAUAACUACUCAAUAUCGCAAUCAUCCAUCGUCAAUUGCAUCCAAUUUACGGCAAUUAGCGGCGUCGAAAAAUCAACCAGCUAUAAGCGGAUACACGUCAAAGUCUUGGAAAGUUUUUCAAAACGUUUUUCUGUUACCCAAGUGCGAAGGGAUGGCGAGGAACACGUGUAAUUAACAGUUUUACGUUCUGUGCGUGUUAUCAAAGUUCUUCUGUGUGGUAAUUGACAUCGUAAAUGGGAAUCAUGUGGAGAUACAGCUUGCAGUGCGUCCUGCUGCUCUUCGCGGCUGUCUACUGCACGGACUUAACCGUCACCAAUGACAUGACCGCGUGCACGAUGAGCCAGUUUCGAUGCGCCAAUGGAAAAUGCAUUUCCAAGCUGUGGGUGUGCGAUGGCGAGGAGGACUGCGCCGAUAAGAGUGACGAGAAUCCCAAGAUGUGCAACUUCGCUUCCGAGCCAUGCGGAAAGAGCGAGUUCCGAUGCAACAACGGCCGCUGCAUCCCGUCGCACUGGCAGUGCGAUAACGAGAGAGACUGCCAGGAUGGCAGCGACGAGAGCGAGCUAUUAUGCCGGCAAAAAGUGUGCGGCAGCGAUGAGUUCACCUGCCGCACCGCCAAAGGUGAAUGCGUUCCGCUCACCUGGGUCUGCGACGACAACUCCGAUUGCAGUGAUAAGAGCGACGAAGCAAAUUGCAAUGAAACUUGUCGGUCUGAUGAAUAUACUUGCGGCAACGGUAAAUGUAUCCCCCAUCGUUGGGUCUGUGACAUGGACAACGACUGCGGAGAUAAAUCCGAUGAAAAAGGUUGCCCGAAUGUAACAUGUUCCGAGAGCGAGUUUCAAUGCACGGAAACCUACUGCAUCUCAAAGAAAUGGCGCUGUGACGGUGAUUACGAUUGCGCCGAUGGUAAAGACGAACACGACUGCCCGCAAGCCGCACACUCGCAGACAAUGUGCACCGCCAACGAAUUCGAAUGCGGCGAUCGCAUUUCGUGCAUCCACAAAGACUGGGUAUGCGACGGUGUCAAAGACUGCACGGACGGUUCCGAUGAACUGAAAACCAUCUGCCCGAAUGUGACCUGCUCCAGUGAGCAGUUCCAAUGCGGGGACCGCACAUGUCUACCCGGUCACAUGCAAUGCAAUGGUAUCGCCGAGUGUCCCGACCGCUCAGAUGAAAAAGACUGCGGUACACCUUCACCCAAGUGUGACCCACGCACACAAUUCGAUUGUGGACAGAACAACUGCAUUCCGCUGAGUAAAGUCUGCGAUGGUAAACAGGAUUGCCCCGCAUGGGAGGAUGAACCCAAGCAGCAUUGCGGCAAGAAUGAGUGUCUCGUUGAUAAUGGCGGAUGCUCACAGAAGUGUGUCGACAGUCCGGCCGGAUACUACUGCGAUUGUAAUCAAGGGUACAAAUUGGUUGACAACAAGACUUGCAAAGAUAUCAACGAGUGUGAGAUACCAGGCAGUUGCUCCCAGAACUGCAUCAAUCACGUGGGUUCAUUCAAGUGUGAAUGUCUCGCUGGAUACAUGCGUGACCCACGUGACUUGACCAAGUGCAAAGCCACCGAAGGUCAUGCUUCGCUUCUAUUCGCCCGUCGGCGUGAUAUUCGAAAGAUUUCCUUGGAUCAUCAUGAAAUGACCUCAAUAGUCAACGAAACCAAUUCUGCAACUGCUUUAGAUUUUGUCUUCAGGACCGGGAUGAUUUUCUGGUCGGAUGUUACAGAUAAGAAGAUUUACAAGGCGCCGAUUGAUGAAGGUAACGACCGGAAGGUGGUCAUCAGUGAUGAUUUAACCACGUCUGAUGGAUUGGCUGUUGAUUGGAUCUACAACCAUAUUUAUUGGACUGAUACCGGGAAGAAUACCAUCGAGUUAGCUAACUUUGAUGGGUCAAUGCGUAAAGUGCUCAUUCGUGGUGGUCUUCAAGAACCUCGAGCAAUUGCUCUUCACCCUAUGGAUGGUUGGAUGUUCUGGACUGACUGGGGUAGUGAACCCAAGAUAGAAAAAGCUGGUAUGGAUGGUACCCAUCGUAAAACCAUCGUCGCCUAUGAUGUAAAGUGGCCCAAUGGUCUCACCCUGGAUCUUGUAAAACGACGUGUCUACUGGGUGGACGCUAAGCUCUACACCAUCUCAUCCUGCGACUUUGAAGGACACAAUCGUAGAGUGGUCCUGUACUCAACCUACGCUCUCCGACACCCAUUCUCAAUCAGUACCUUUGAAGACUGGAUCUACUGGACUGAUUGGGACAAGGCAGCUGUUUUCAAAGCGAAUAAAUUCACCGGAGAAGAAUUGCGGCCCAUUACAGCGACGGAUAUGAUCCAGAACCCGAUGGUGAUACAUGUUUACCAUCCGUAUCGGCAGCCAGAUGGCGAGAAUCACUGCCAAGCGGUGAAUGGACAUUGUUCGCAUCUGUGUCUGCCAGCGCCGAAGAUCAACGAGCGUUCGGCGCUGAUUUCCUGCGCCUGUCCCGAAACACUGCGGAUGUUAGCGGACGGAUUAACUUGCGUGCAAGACAUGACAACCACGACGACGACAACGACGACGACAAUAAUGCCAACGGUGCAUCACGAUGAUGAGAAUGACGUUGAAGAGCACACUCGUUCGUCAAACACGUCGCGACCUAUUAAUGUAGAAACUGAGGGCGGGUUGCGACCCGGAUACAUUGCCUUCAUUUCGAUAGGAGUCUGCCUCGCACUUGUCAUACUAAUCGUGGGGAUCUGCUACGCGGUUUACCGACGCUACAUCAAUCGCAAUGCGACGUCGAUGAACUUCGACAACCCGGUCUACCGCAAGACGACAGAGGACACUUUCUCGCUGGAAAAGCCCCGGGAUUCAUCGCGGUCCUAUCCGAGCACCGUCGGCGAAGAGGCGCAAGAACCAUUAACAUCCGGAGGUACCGAAUGCGUUUGAGGCCCCAGAUGAACCAGCAUCUCUAACCAAAAGAUAAUUAAUUCAACUAAUGAUACGAAACGCGUCUGGUGUCAGCAAAAUUGCGAUGGAAACCGGAGGCAGCCAGGCGGACGAGCGCUCACUUAAUCCAAAGAUUCGUAUUAGGUUGCUACAAAUGUGUACAUUUUUAAACUCUAAGUAUAUAGAAUUAAGUCAAAGGUGAAGUAAGCUAAUCUAUUAUCACUAAGCAUACAACACAUUACGAGAAGAAAGCUAUGAAAGACAUGAAGCAGCGACUUCAUACGAUGAGAAUGAAACCGGAAAGCGAAUAAGAAAUAAUAUCUCGACGGAGUUUGGUCAAGUAGCGUGUCCAUAACAUGUGUGGAAGUGAAUGUCACUUAUGUCAUAGUCUUAAGGAUACUUGUAAGGUAAUUAAUUGUGUAUAUUGUAUACAAACAGGAUAAAAACAAGGCAACAAUAUUUAGUCAUAGAUUCAAGGCGCGCGGGCCACAAUUUUCGUUCAAUCGAAUAUAAUUGAGUAUAGUUACAAUGAAUUUAUUACUUGAUUCCGUUCCUAAUCAGCCAUAAAUUGAUUGAUUGCGACCGCGCAAUACGUAAUGCUCAAAUAUUUAAUUUUUACUGUAUGUACAUACUAUUUAUGAGAUACGUUGUUGUCCAAUGAAUGAAACACGGCCAAGUCAUGUCAUUUAGCGAGAAAUAUUGCGCGCAGACAUUCUGCAACUCUGUGAUUUAUUAUUGAUGGGGAUUAAUUGAUGAUAUUCGUUGAUUAAUUUCACAUUUGUUUACCUGUGUAUAUUUUGCAACUGUUUGUUUGUUACAAUGAUGAUGAUCAGUGCAUCUCUUCAGUUCCAAGUCUUUUUUAUUGCAAUGUGUAAAUUUUAUUACAAAUAAAUAUUGUCAAAGUA
Messenger RNA from Dalotia coriaria, 4109 nucleotides. RefSeq names its product very low-density lipoprotein receptor-like (gene LpR1). Gene Ontology annotation, cellular component: apical plasma membrane; plasma membrane; signaling receptor complex. The record is from RefSeq and is a predicted model, not a curated record. The coding region runs from base 535 to 3204 and encodes 889 amino acids. The transcript has 10 exons. Gene Ontology annotation, biological process: receptor-mediated endocytosis. NCBI's taxonomy places the organism in Eukaryota, Metazoa, Arthropoda, Insecta, Coleoptera, Staphylinidae. Gene Ontology annotation, molecular function: protein binding; calcium ion binding; hormone binding.